Messenger RNA from Dictyostelium purpureum, 1143 nucleotides. RefSeq lists its product as uncharacterized. Bases 1 to 1143 code for a protein of 380 amino acids. The record is from RefSeq and is a predicted model, not a curated record. The transcript is spliced from 4 exons. NCBI's taxonomy places the organism in Eukaryota, Evosea, Eumycetozoa, Dictyosteliales, Dictyosteliaceae.
AUGAAUAAAUACUUUUUGGUAUUUAUUUUUAUUAUAAAUUUCAAAUUUAAUUUUUCAUUGCCUUGUUCUAAUUGCCCCUCAGUACCAACAGUAUGUUCAAGUAAUGUAGAUUGUUUUAAAGGGUAUUGUGAGGAAGGAACUUGUAAAGACUACAUAGCAUGUUCAAGUAGUACUACAUCUAUUGAUAGUUGUCCAGUAGAUACAAAUAAUUUUAUGUGUAUUAGUGAUCAAUGUAUCCCAACAUCAAAUCAACCAGCUUCAGCACAAUGUAAAAAUGAUGCAAAUUGUAUAACAAAUAAGUGUAGUGAUGGUGUUUGUUUAGAAGAUACUUGUGGAUCAGGAUACAAUACAAUGGAUCAAAAUAAAUGUAAAUGGACAAAAUAUUGUAAUAGAUUUGAAGUCCCAGAUAUAAAUACAGGUGGUACAUUAAUUAAAUAUGGAUGUCAAAGUAAAGGUACAAAUAGUGACUGUUCAGAUGAUAACAUAUGCUCUCCUGGUUAUAAGUGCUCUGCUGAUAAAAAAAUUUGUGUUCCAAUUUUUUCAGGUUCCAUCGGUCAAGGAUGUUUAAUACAAACCAAUGAUGAUAUAAAUAGUUUAUUAUAUUGUGAUAUUGGUAAAGGUUUAGUUUGUAAACAAUUCCAAAAUCAAACUGGUUAUUCAUGUGAGAAAUAUCAGAGUUCUUCAUGUAAUACUGAUUCAGAUUGUCCAUAUUCUCCUUUCGAAAAAUGUUCAUGCGAUGGUGUGUGUAUCUCAAAAUAUAACUUAAAUAACAACUGUAAGGAUGCCAUAACCAAAGCUUAUCAAUGUGCUUCUACAAAUGAUUCUCCAACUUUUUCAAAUGGUUUUUAUAACAAAUGUAGUAAAGAAGCUUGUGAAUUUGUAAACUCUUGUAUUGGAGAAAAAUAUGAUAACCUAACAUGUCACACAAACUCAUUUACUAUGUGUCCUUCUUUUUCAUGGUCCAAACCAACAGAAGAGCCAUCAAAUUCUUCAAAUUCAUCAAGUUCAUCAAAUUCAUCAAACUCAUCAUCUCAACCCACAAAAAAACCUGAGGUUAAUGAUGAUCCAAAUACAUCCAAUUCAUUAUAUUCAUUAAAUUACUACUUUUUAUUAUUUAUAAUCUCAUUGGUAUUGUUGAUUUAA